Messenger RNA from Penicillium lagena, 489 nucleotides. It is a transcript of the gene cyp1, whose product is annotated as putative peptidyl prolyl cis-trans isomerase (CypC). The transcript is spliced from 3 exons. Gene Ontology annotation, cellular component: catalytic step 2 spliceosome. NCBI's taxonomy places the organism in Eukaryota, Fungi, Ascomycota, Eurotiomycetes, Eurotiales, Aspergillaceae. Gene Ontology annotation, biological process: protein peptidyl-prolyl isomerization; protein folding. Gene Ontology annotation, molecular function: peptidyl-prolyl cis-trans isomerase activity. The record is from RefSeq and is a predicted model, not a curated record. The coding region runs from base 1 to 489 and encodes 162 amino acids.
AUGGCGACUGACGUGACAUUUGACACUUCGAUGGGCUCCUUCACCGUCGAGCUCUACAACACCCAUGCGCCCAAGACAUGCAAGAACUUCGCGACCCUCGCGCAGCGCGGAUACUACAACAAUGUCAUCUUCCACCGCAUCAUCCCCAACUUCAUGGUUCAAACCGGUGAUCCUACCGGCACCGGCCGGGGAGGCAGCUCCAUCUACGGCGAGAAAUUCGAAGACGAAAUCCGUUCCGAUCUCAAACACACGGGCGCAGGGGUCUUGAGCAUGGCCAACAGCGGGCCCAAUACCAACGGCAGUCAAUUCUUUGUCACGCUCGCUCCGACGCCGUGGCUGGAUGGAAAACACACCAUCUUUGGUCGCGUCAAGAGUGGUAUGAGGGUCAUCCAACGUAUGGGGCUGGUGAAGACCAAUGGCGAAGAUAAGCCUAUGGACGAGGUGAAGAUCAUUCGGGCGCGGGUGGUGGAAGAGGGAGGCGAGGAGUGA